AUGUUGUGUUCAAAAGGCACAUGGGAUGCAGUGAGUCUCACAAACGAUCGAAAGUCUCGAAUUCUCACGCACAAAAGGUUUGUAGCUAGAGCACUGCCUCCUCUUGGGCGGUUUGUGAUUUUUUCGUGCGACUUCAAAAAACAGGAGCUGCUGCAAAUGUUCGAAGGGUGGUUGUAUGAAGUUUCAAAGACAAAUCCCACAUCGGCGUUGAGUAGUUGGGAUGCUGAGACGGGUUUGCAUCGCGGAUUUGCUUCAACUACUUUUGGACAUCCUGAAAGUGCUACUAGAGCAAUGCAACAACGACGCAUGUCAUCGAUAGUGACAGAUGACCUGGAUCCGCCCAUUCCGAUGUUGUUAGAAGAAAGAAAUUGUAUUGUAGGACAUAAAGAUGUUAUAGAACUAUAGAGUUUCAUGUUUUGGACUCGGGUUUUAGAUAACUGCGUAUCAUCUCAUCCUUUUUGUUUUGUUCUCAUGAUGCUUUUGAGCUUCUUGUACCUCUCAGAGGCUUGCACGCGCAGAUAGCCUAUCUAACUUUGUAAGUAUUGUGGUCAGCAC
This is a messenger RNA of Cylicocyclus nassatus, 555 nucleotides long. NCBI's taxonomy places the organism in Eukaryota, Metazoa, Nematoda, Chromadorea, Rhabditida, Strongylidae. The record is from the annotation of a GenBank genome assembly.